CUUCACGUAACCAAGAGCAAGAAGAGGAGGAUUACUAUUCUGAAUGAUGUAAGUGGAAUAAUUAAACCAUGUAGAAUGACACUAUUAUUGGGACCUCCUGGUUCUGGGAAGACAACCCUUUUGCUGGCUUUGGCUGGAAAGCUCGAUAAAGACUUAAAGGUUGGAGGGAGAGUGACCUAUAACGGGCAUGGCCUGGAGGAAUUCGUGCCCCAAAGAACAGCUGCUUACAUUGGUCAACACGAUGUGCACAUUGGUGAAAUGACCGUGAGAGAGACCUUGGAAUUCUCAGCUAGAUGUCAGGGUGUCGGAUCUCGUUAUGAAAUGUUGGUCGAACUAUCAAGAAG
Messenger RNA from Cuscuta epithymum, 344 nucleotides. The record is from the annotation of a GenBank genome assembly. Lineage: Eukaryota; Viridiplantae; Streptophyta; Magnoliopsida; Solanales; Convolvulaceae.